Quercus robur (English oak) is the source of this 3337-nucleotide messenger RNA. RefSeq names its product MLO-like protein 11. NCBI's taxonomy places the organism in Eukaryota, Viridiplantae, Streptophyta, Magnoliopsida, Fagales, Fagaceae. The transcript is spliced from 15 exons. Gene Ontology annotation, biological process: defense response. The coding region runs from base 1342 to 3021 and encodes 559 amino acids. The record is from RefSeq and is a predicted model, not a curated record. Gene Ontology annotation, cellular component: membrane.
UUCCAGGUUCUUCCAGGUCCAACUCUCCGUGAUUAGCGGGCAAAAGAGAAAGAAAAAGUGAAAAGCUAAUGUGCACAAACAAAUGAACAAUCAGCAAUACAAUCCGAACGACGUAGUUCUCUGUCUGUGCUGAUUUGAAAUUUUCCAACCCUGUUCAUUACUAUAAAAUUUUUUAAGAUCUCUUCUCUCUGGUGAAGGUACAUGCAUUUGGUUAGUUGAGUUGUGUUUACCUAGGCUAGACAGUUCACACGAAACCUCAAACCUGUCCCAUACUUCCAUAUUAUUGAGAGAAACCUUGUCCUAUCGAUAAUGGUCCUAAAUUUAUAUAUGUAUUUGUUUGACUAGUACUACUACUAAUGCUAGUGUGUCACAGUGUAACAUAUGGCGGUUCUACAAGCCCAAGAAGAGAAGGAAGAACAAGUUCAUGCAAAAAAAAUGACUUUUUUCUUGGAGUUGGCAAAUGGGUCCAGCUGGGUGUCCAGUUUCUGAAUCUGUUUUUGUGCAUAUGAUGAACAAGUGGAAGAGUAGAUCCGAGAACUGAAUGUGGGUGCUCUAUAAUUGAGAAUCUCCAAGGCUUUGCGGGACCACAAAAAAGUUAUACAUUUUAGGAAAAGAGAGAAAGCUAUAGAGAGAGACAGUCACGGACUCUGAGAGAGCUUUUUGGAAAGAAAGAAAGGAACUCUCCAGAGAGAGAGAGAGAGAGAGAGAGAGAGAGUGUAGAAAAAGUAGCAGCAGUAGUUGGGAAAUUAUUACUAAUUAGUAAUUACAGGGCCCAACUGGUUCACUGAGAAAGCUGAAGUUCUUUUGGGGUUUUGAUUUUGCAAGUUCACAUUUUUCCAGUGUAAGGGGCUAGAAAGAUUUAGUAUUUGAGACAGUGGCAGUGAUACUUUCUGGUUAGAAAGAUUGUGAAGUUGUAUCUGAUUCUGGGAGCGAAGAUUCCAAGGAUUCCAGGUUCUUUUACAUACCCUUUUUUUGCAUUUGUCAUUUUGUGGGUUUGUUUGAGCUUGGAAUUAAGAUUUGAGGAGUAACCAUUUUUUGUGUUGGCUUUUUCUGAGUAUGUAUUUCUAUUUUGGUUGAGUAGCUCUGUGUGUCAUUCUUGAAGGGAUCACAUUUUAGGACUUGCUCUGAUUUCAUGUUAUGUAAUAUCAGUACGUUUUUGGACGAUGAAGUAGUCAUUAUGAUUCUGAUUGUCUAUGUGGAUACUGUUUUAUUAUCAAGGACGAGGAUUUUGGAUUGUAAGUUGUACACUUGAGGAAAUUCUGCUGAGAUAGUUGUAGUGUAGGAAUUUUUGGGGGUUGUAUUUGGGGUAAGGUUUAAGAUCUGUGAGUAAGAUUAUUCAGAAUGGCUGAAAAUACCCAAGAAAUGCGAUCUUUGGCCUUGACCCCAACGUGGUCUGUUGCUACGGUGUUGACAAUCUUCGUGGCUGUUUCUUUGCUUGUGGAACGAUCCAUCCACCGAUUGAGCCAUUGGCUACGGAAAACUAACCGAAAGCCCUUGCUUGCAGCUGUGGAGAAAAUGAAAGAAGAGUUGAUGCUGCUUGGAUUUAUUUCUCUUCUUUUAACGGCUACCUCAAGCAUGAUAGCAAAUAUUUGCAUCCCAUCGAGGUUUUAUGACAGCACUUUUGCUCCAUGCUCCAGAUCAGAGAUUGAGAAAGAAACUGAAAACAAGUCAUCUGAGGACCGUAAACUCUUGAUGGUUUCUUUGCUACCUCACUUGUUUAGGAGGGUGUUGAAUAACUUGAAUGAAAAUACCUGUCCAAAGGAUCGUGAGCCAUUUGUCUCAUAUCAAGGUCUUGAGCAGUUGCACCGUUUCAUCUUUGUCAUGGCAAUAACACAUAUAUCUUACAGCUGCUUAACAAUGUUGCUUGCAAUUGUGAAGAUUCACAGCUGGAGGCUAUGGGAGGAUGAGGAGGCUCACAUAGACCGGCAUGAUGAUUUAACUGAAAUCACAAGAGAGCAGAAAUUGCGAAGGCAAUCAACAUUUGUCAAAUUUCACACAUCAAACCAUUUGUCCAAGAAUAGUUUCCUUAUCUGGGUGACAUGUUUCUUCCGGCAAUUUGGGCGUUCAGUGGUCCGUGCUGACUACCUUGCACUCCGUAAGGGCUUCAUCGUGAAUCACAACCUCCGGCUAAAAUAUGAUUUUCAUAGCUAUAUGGUCCGCUCCAUGGAAGAUGAAUUCCAAAUGAUAGUUGGUGUGAGUGGCCCACUGUGGGGAUUCGUUGUUGCUUUCAUGCUGUUUAACGUAAAAGGGUCUAAUCUCUAUUUUUGGAUAGCAAUCAUUCCUAUUUCACUUGUUCUUCUGGUGGGCACAAAGUUGCAGCAUGUAAUUGCAACCUUGGCAAUAGAGAAUACUGGAUCCUUCUCAGGAACAAAGCUGAGGCCUCGAGAUGAUCUUUUCUGGUUUAAGAGGCCAGAACUAUUGUUGUCCUUGAUCCAUUUUAUUCUGUUCCAGAACGCAUUUGAAUUGGCUUCAUUCUUUUGGUUCUGGUGGCAGUUUGGAUAUAAUUCUUGCUUUAUAUGGAAUCAUACGCUUGUGUACUUGAGGCUGAUUUUGGGGUUUGCUGGACAAUUCCUGUGCAGCUACAGCACCUUGCCACUAUAUGCAUUGGUUACUCAGAUGGGAACAAACUAUAAGGCAGCCUUAAUUCCUCAGAGAAUAAGGGAGACUAUACAUGGAUGGGGGAAGGCAGCUAGGAGGAGGAGGAGGUUUGGUAAUUUUGCUGAUGAUUCCACCAUACACACAGACACAAGCACAGUAAUGUCACUUGAGGAAGAUGAUCAUGAGGAAGAUGAUCAUGAGUUGUUUGAUGCCCCUGGAACCGCCAAUGGUGCAUUCACCGAUAUUGAGUUACAGCCAUCCGCUAAUAUUACAACCAGCCCUUCCCCUGUUUCUAAUGAAACCUCAAGCAGGGCCGGUACACCCCUCCUUCGACCCUGUGCUUCAGUUUCUUCACCAGUCACAAUGACAUAUGAGUCAUAUGGUAUUCCAAGAUCUUGUUCUUUGCCAACCAGAAGAGAGUGAAUCAAUUAAGAUAAUGAUGAUGAAAACAGUAGACAUAUACCACAUUUGAUAAAAUUAGGUUUUACUUGGAUUCCCGAAAGAAAGAGAUGUGCUUGAUAGAUGCUUCCCUUUUUGUAAUCGUCCUCGCUAGGUUAUUUCUGAGAUCCAAUGAAAGGGUAAAGCUCACAGAAUAGUUACAGGAUACUAGUUGUAAGAUUAUUAAGUAGAUACCAAUGUACAAGCUUUUGAUGUAACAUAUACAUGAAACUUCCAAAAUGUAUACUCGCAGAUAGAAGUGAUGAUAUGAGGUUAUAGUUUCUAAGCUUUUAUCAUUAAA